CCUGGGCAGCCCAUGCCAAUGCAUUGCCACUCUUUCUGAGAACAGAUUCUUCCUAAUAUCCAACCUGAAACUCCCCUGGGCAACUUGAGUCCGUGACCUCUUGUCCUGUCCCAUUACCUCUUGUCUUGUGGCUGCUGGUAUCAGUGGGACAACUUCUGCUGUUUAUAAUAGAAUAAUUAUCUGAUUUCAAAAGUAUUCUCAUGGAUUCGUAUUUGGGGAAGGUGCUAAUGCUUAGAGAAAGAAGAAUGGCAGAACUGUGCUUAACUAUGCUGUAAAACUAAAGCACGAAUGCCUGGAUCUCUGCAUUGGGCAAUGGAGAAGCACAAGCUCUCUGAGCAAAAGAGCUCUUGCUAUCUUUGGAUCCAUCCACUGCAAGAGCAGAUCUCGUCAGGUUAGCCUCCCCUAGGCUUGGCACUGGCACAACUGUUGUUGGAAUGAUUUGUCUGCUUUCUGGCGUCCUUGUUUUAAGAGGAUGUUGACAAAUUGGAAAGAGCUAAAAGAGCCACGAGGGUGGUUAAAAGAUUGGCAAAUGUGCCUGGCCAAGGAGGCAGCCAGGCUCCUAGCUCUGCUGUUCUAUUUUUUCCUUUAAGUGGAGGUUAAAGGGGGAUUUAGCAUCUCCAGGUACCCGUGUGAAGAAUGCCAGCAGACAGCUCUGAAGGCUGUCAGACAGAGGAGCAGCACCAGUGGCUGGGAGCCAAAGCCUGACCCGUGGCUGGAAGGUAGAACAGCUUUAAAUAGGAAGGGCAGUUUAACUGUUUGGAUAUUUUAUGUGAGUCCUGUUUUGUUUGUCCACCUCUAGAAACGUGUACGUUGAUACAUAAAUAAACAUCACACGUACAACUUCUCUGCCCAGAGAUGUUAUGGAUGCCCCAUCCAUGGAGGUACUCAAGGGCAGGUUGGAUGGGGCCAUGAACAACAUCAUCUGGUGCCCGUUGUAGUGGUUGAUAACACUGUCUGCAUCAAGGGUUGGAACUCACUGAAGUCCCUUCCAACCCUUCCAAGCCAUUCUGUGACUCCAUAAUUCUUCAAUUCUGUGGUUCUUUGAAAAUGGGGAUUUUUUUCUUCCAGAUAACCAUAAGCUAUGCAGUGGUAGUGGUUCCCUCCCCAUCACCUCUAUCUGCAACUCAUGCACGCUCUUCAGCUUCUGUUAUUCAUUGGUGCCCAAAGAUCUCAGCUGUCUGAGCCACGUUUGAAGUAUUUUGAUGCCCAGUUGCAGUCAGUAAGACAAUCUCUGCUGUGGGGAGCUCAAAAAAUAAAGCAGGCCAUCAUCCAUCCCGACACAAACGAGACCAUCUUCAUGCCUUUCAGAAUGUCAGGUUACAUUCCCUUUGGAACACCCAUCUUCUCCAGGCUGCACCUUGCUGCCUUGCUGCAGAUUCACACCAGCUUCACGCCUUCCCCAUCAUCUACCUGUACCAUGUGUGCCCCGGGCCGGCCGUCCAUCCAGCAGCAUCCUCCUGCUGCUUUCUGCAACAUCCUCAGCCUUGUGUUUCCAGCAGGGAAAGGGAAGACUGGGAGGAGCUCACUGCCUUCUGCAGCUCAUGGAUCCGUCUUUGGGGGCAUUUAUGCCAUUUGCACGUUUUGCAAGUCACUUCCCAGCCGUGGCAAGCGCAGGGAGCUGGAGGCCAGCAUCUCAUUUCCUUGUCUUCAUUAAUUAAAACAGCAAGGGCUUAGUGCUGAGGGUGUUCUUCAUUUGUUACUGUGAAAUUUGUAAGCAUUUGGGUGCUGUUGACAGCCAAAGCCAGAAUGAAGAUAACUCUGCGUUCCUUGUCUUCAGAGCAGCAAAUAUUAAUUAACCCCAUUUUGUGAAUGGGGAAACUGGGGCGCAGGGCUUUGUCCAAAACCACACAAGCUGGUGCCUGAAGGCUGAGCAAAUCCAGCUCGGUCCUUCCACCUCCAGCUCUUCCCUCUCCCUACUGCAUCCACCUUAUUAUAACCGUGGAAAGAGCAAGUUGUGCCAGGGAGGGUCAGGUUGGAUAUUAGGAAAAAUUUCUUCUCUAAAAGAGUUGUCUGGCAUUGGAGCAGGCUACCCAG
Messenger RNA from Meleagris gallopavo (turkey), 2034 nucleotides. Lineage: Eukaryota; Metazoa; Chordata; Aves; Galliformes; Phasianidae. The record is from RefSeq and is a predicted model, not a curated record.